This is a messenger RNA of Bemisia tabaci, 2030 nucleotides long. It is a transcript of the gene verm, whose product is annotated as LDLa and CE4_CDA_like_1 domain-containing protein vermiform. The record is from RefSeq and is a predicted model, not a curated record. Gene Ontology annotation, cellular component: extracellular region. Lineage: Eukaryota; Metazoa; Arthropoda; Insecta; Hemiptera; Aleyrodidae. Gene Ontology annotation, molecular function: chitin binding; protein binding. Gene Ontology annotation, biological process: carbohydrate metabolic process.
UAGUGAAAGUCCGACGCAUGCGCCGUAGCUCUGCGCAGCCUCGCGCCGCGGCCUCCUCACCGACCGGCCAACUGGUUCACAGUUAGUCCCCGACUAUCUUACGAUGCGCGCCAAACUUGACUUGUUGUUGUGCCUUCUGUUUGUUUUGGGAGUCGCUUCGGCGACGACCCUGGAGCGAUCGAAGAGGCAGAGCAACAGCAUCGGCAAGCAGAGCCAGCAGAGCAACGACGAAGAUGCAACAGACACCGAUGAUCCUUCCAUCGAUGAGCUCUGCGCCAACAGGCCGCCGGAUGAGUACUUCAGACUCACCACCGAGGGAGACUGCAGAGAUGUGGUCAGGUGUGACCAGGCAGGCGAGAACGGCGUCACCCGGCUAGCCGGCGUGCGGUGUCCGAACGGGCUCGCUUUCGAUAUAGAUCGACAAACGUGCGAUUGGAAAACGCAUGUAAAAAAUUGUGAUAAAUUAGAAAAGCCUAGGAAAGUGAUGCCGAUCCUCAAGACUGACGAACCGGUCUGCCCGGAGGGGAAGCUCUCGUGCGGAAACGGAGAGUGCAUCGAGAAGGAACUCUUCUGUAACGACAAGCCCGACUGCAAGGACGAGUCAGAUGAAAACGCCUGCACCGUGGAGCUGGACCCCAACCGUGCCCCCGACUGCGACCCAACCCAGUGCACAUUACCGGACUGUUUCUGCUCUGCCGAUGGAACCAGGAUCCCUGGAAACAUCGAGCCAAACCAGGUUCCUCAGAUGAUCACGAUCACGUUCAACGGCGCCAUCAACGUGGACAACAUCGACCUGUACGACGAGAUCUUCAACGGUCAGCGUCAGAACCCGAACGGGUGCCAGAUCCGCGGAACGUUCUUCAUGUCGCACAAGUACUCCAACUACGCCUCCGUCCAGGACCUCCACCGGCGAGGACACGAGAUCGCCGUCUUCUCGCUGACGCACAAGGACGACCCCAAGUACUGGACCGGCGGCUCCUACGACGACUGGCUCGCUGAGAUGGCUGGCGCCAGGCUCAUCAUCGAGAGGUUCGCCAACAUUUCCGACGGAUCCAUCAUCGGCAUGAGAGCCCCAUACCUCAGAGUUGGAGGUAACAAGCAAUUCGAGAUGAUGGCCGACCAAUUCUUCGUCUACGACGCCUCGAUCACGGCCCCGCUGAACCGAGUGCCGAUCUGGCCGUACACGCUCUACUUCCGGAUGCCGCACAAGUGCAACGGUAACGCCCAGAACUGCCCCUCGCGGUCGCACCCCGUCUGGGAGAUGGUCAUGAACGAGCUGGACCGGCGGGACGACCCCACGUUCGACGAGUCCCUUCCCGGGUGUCACAUGGUCGACUCCUGCUCCAACAUCCAGACCGGCGAGCAGUUCGGCCGCCUCCUCCGACACAACUUCAACCGCCACUUCACGACCAACCGCGCCCCGCUGGGUCUCCACUUCCACGCCUCCUGGCUCAAGAGCAAGAAGGAGUUCAAGGACGAGCUCAUCAAGUUCAUCGAGGAGAUGAACGAGAAGAACGAUGUCUACUUCGUCACCAUGCUCCAGGUUAUCCAGUGGAUGCAGAACCCGACUGAAGUGAGUUCCUUGAGAGAUUUCCAGGAAUGGAAGGAGAAAUGUGACGUGAAGGGACAGCCCUACUGCUCCCUGCCCAACCCUUGCCCGCUGACGACGAGAGAGCUUCCAGGAGAGACGAUCCGUCUUUUCACGUGCAUGGAGUGUCCCAACAACUACCCUUGGAUCCUCGACCCAACCGGGGACGGCUUCUCCGCAAAAUGAAGAAAAUAAUAUUCCCAAGCUGGAAAUCCACCCCGUGUACAGUGUUCGAAAGCAUUCUCACCCGCCCCUCACGAGCUAUGCACUCUCCUCAUCGUUCCCUCCGAAGGGGUUGAAAAAAAAAUGAGUCGCUGAAUCACGCCAGGGGGUGAAUGCUGGUCUAUGAAAUACCUACCUGGAAAAUACUUGUAGGCGUGCGGAAUUAGAGAUGAAGGAUAUGAUUGGACUUCAUUUUGCAACAAAGAACUACAAUUUCUGG